AUGCCCCUGGCAGGACUGCAGAUGUCGUCUAGUCUUGCUGAUUUGGAGAAAAUAGCAAGAUGUAGCAAGAUGGAGCUACCCCGCACAAGCAUACAAUCGCCUCGCCACGCCGGAGAACUUGAUGCUGGAGUCCUGGACAAAUUCUGUGCACCCUGCGCAACCGAUGCGUUCAUUUCCAUGAUUUGCAAAGAACACUUCCUGCAGUCGGCGUCGCUGCCAUUUGCUUACUUUGCCUUGAUUCAGAACGGGAGCCACCUCAAAGAUAGGGCCACCUCAAAAAGCGAGCUACCUUGGAUUUGCUACUAA
Durusdinium trenchii is the source of this 306-nucleotide messenger RNA. The record is from the annotation of a GenBank genome assembly. NCBI's taxonomy places the organism in Eukaryota, Dinophyceae, Suessiales, Symbiodiniaceae.